AUGCGCUGCCAUGUGCUACUUCUACUGGUGCUACUGGCGUCUGCUCAGCGCGCCGCUGCCGAGAUCGCCUUAGGCGCACUGGCAGGCUGGACGGUCAACGAUGAGGGCGAGUUCGUUGCCACCAUCGCGGCGAUGAUCGACUACGGCAGCUCGGCAAAAGGAAAGCAUUGGGACGCUGCUCUGGCGGCGCGGUUUGGCCCGCCCGUGAUCGAGAUCCCUGGAGGCGUGCAUGCGAACGGGAGCUCCGUGACCAUGCGCGUGGGGACCUCGCAUCUGACCCCCGACAUCGGCUUGGCCACGGCUUUGGACAUGAUGCUGGGCCUGGACGGGGUGCAGCCAGCCGUGGGAUUGGUUGGGGCCCGCGCCUCCAGCAUCUCCAUGCCCAUAGCGACCUUAGCUGCCGUCCGGCAAGUGCCGCAGAUUUCUUUCGGCUCCACCAACCCAUCCCUCUCCAACAAGGCCGUGUAUCCCUACUUCAUGCGAGUGGUGCCGCCAGACACUGUACAGGGCCUGGCGUUAUGGAGCUGGAUCGUGCAUUUCAACGUAGCCUCGGCCAUCUGCUUCUACUCCACGGAGCCCUUUGGUCAAGGCCUCCUGGGCGUCAUGGAGGACCUUGCCCGAGAGGAGGGCGAGCCGGACCGCGUGAGGGGCCACGCGCUGCCGUACAAUCCCCAAGGGAUGUCGGACGAGGAGGCCACAAAGGUCAUCCACGAGCUCAAGCUUCUGGGUCCCCGCUUCGUGAUAUUGGCCCUGGCGCCUGGCCCAGCUACCGAGAUCUUGCCGGUCUUGCAAAAGGAGGGGCUGAUGGGUCCGGAUUGGCAGUUGGUGGGCACCGACACCAUUUCCCCCACGAACCCUCUCCUCUCCGUCGGGGUCAUGACCUUUCUUCCUUACGGAAAAGGCGAUCUCUUCCCGACUUUCCAGGCGUUUUGGUCCCGGCUUGAGCCGGAGGACAUCAUUGGCCCGGAAGCCAAAACCAAGUACAGGUUGGAUGCGAUGAAGCGGCCCCUCUCCGAUGAGCUGGUGAGGGACACCAUGUCAAGGCUCCAGGAGGCCAACUCCUGGGCCGCCCUGACCUUCGACGCCGUCUACUCCUUCCUGAUAGCCAUCAACCAGCUCCUGCAGAGAGGGGUCCCGGAGCACGAGAUCCAGGGCCCAGUCCUCUUGGAGGAGCUCCGGAAGCUGACCUUCGAAGGGGCCUCUGGCAGCAUCGCCUACAACGAGGACGGCGACCGCAUGGGCUUCUUCGAGAUGAUGAACGUGCAGCCCGGCAGUGGCUCCAACCAAGCCGUGGGUGCCGCCAUCUUCAGCGCGACGACCCGGGGCUUCACCUUCACCAGCGACCUGGUCUGGAUGGACGGAUCUACAGGGGACUUUCCUCCAGCGCGGCUGUCGUCCUGCGGUCCGGGAUUUUACAAAGAUGAGAGCCGGCAGUGUCGGAUCUGUCCCAGGGGAAGCCGAUGCUCAGGGGAGUCCUUGGCCGUAUGCCCCAGGGGCACCUUUGCGAACAGCACGGGGAUGUCGAACUGCACCCAGUGCCCUCCAGGCCACUUCGCGAGAGACGUCGGCUCCUUCGAGUGCAGCCCCUGCCUCCCGGGCUACGAGGCCCCCGAGAUGGGCCUGGAGACUUGCAUCAGGUGCGAGCCGGGCUCCUACAUGCCCUCGGCGCGGGGCACGUCCUGCCUGGCCUGCGGGCUCCAGCAGAUCACCCGGGAGAGCGGCGCCGAGUCCGAGGCCGAGUGCCUCUGCGCGGAGGCGACCUUCAUGUGCAGGCACACCAACACCCUGGAGCACUCCGAGCCCGAAGGCUGCAUCUCCUGCCCGGAGGGCCUGCGAUGCCCGGAGGGCCUGGGCCCUCCCCUGCAGCAGGAGGGCUACUGGGCCGACCCGGAGGACUUCCUGGCCUCCUUCACCUGCGAGGCCUCGGUCCUGCGCUGCCGCAACAAGCACGAGUGCCCGGCAGGGGCCAUGGGGCAAUGCGCCAGUGGGCGCCAGGGCCUCGCAUGCAACAACUGCCAGAGGAACCAUUACCCUGUGGAAGAUGGCCCCAACAUGGGGACGUGCCAGCCCUGUGGGGAGAGCGACUAUCUUCCCGGUGUCUUGCUCUUCAUCUUCGUGCCGACGGCCCUGGUUGCCGUCAGCAUGAUGAAGAUGGAGCCCAGCCAGCUCAGCUUCAACUUGCUGACGGCCGCCGCAGUGGCGAGCCAGCUGAUCGUGGCCAUCCAGGCGCUGGGCUCCAUGCAGCAGCUCGCCAUCGAGUGGCAGCAUCCUGUGAAGGGCCUCCUGGAGUUCACGGACAUUCUGACCCUGGACUUCGACUUCGUCCGCAUUACCUGCCUCUCGGGCACCGACAGCCCGGUGCUGAAGUUCGUCAUGCGGCUGCUGACUUGCCCGACUCUCUGCGCCAUCCUCUUCGCUUCGUGGUUCCUGGGCAAGCUCCUGGGCCGCCCGAAGCCCCUGGACAGCCUCCUGAACCUCUGCGGCCUCUGCCUCUUUGCCUUCUUCCUUUCGAUCACUUUGGCCACGUUGAGCCCGCUACGUUGCGUGCCGAAUCCGAACGGGACCAGCUCGCUGAUCACGGAUCCAGGCAUCCUGUGCUACGUGUCCAACGAACAUCUCGCCCUGGUCGGCCUGGCCGCCGCGGGUGUUCUGAGCCAGCCGGUUCCCAUACUCGCGUGGGCCACCUAUGCCACCAUCAAGUACCCCUCGCGGGUUGCCAGCGGCCGAGCCCUUCGCCGCGUGAACCGCUACCGGUUCAUGUUCCACAGGUUCAAGGCGGACAAGUACUGGUACGGCCUGGUCUUGCUGGUCCGCAAUGGCCUGGUGGCCACGCUGCCCAUCGUGACGGUGGAGAUGCCAGAGCUGCAGGUGCCCUCCAUGGGCCUGAUCCUCCUGGCCAGCGGCGCCUUGCAGGCCCGGACCUACCCGUGGCGCACGGAGCAGGCGAACCACGUGGAGUUGUUGCUCAUCGGGCUGCUGAUUUUGAUGCUCCUGGCUGCUGCCCCGCUGCUGAGCCACGACGUGCAGCGGUCCUCCAACUUGCUGGGCUGGCUCCUCUGCUUCCCGGUGAUUGGGGUCAUGGUCGUGGGGGCCGCGGCGCUGCUCCGGGCUGGCCUCAAGCACGCCUGGCGCCGGCGCCUCUACGGCAUCUUCCUGUGCCACCACAAGGGCGGUGCCGGCAGCCUCUGCCGACUGGUAAAGAUCCUGAUCGCGCGGAAAACCCCUACCCGCGUAUUCUUGGACUGCGACCAGUUGGAGAACCUGGACUUUCUCUUCGACAUCGUUCGCACCGCUACAAGGAGUAUCGUGGUGGUGCUGACGCCCGAAAUCCUCAAGCGCGUGUGGUGCGCCGGCGAGAUCACCACCGCCUUCAAGAACGGCAUCAUCACGGUGCCCCUGCAGUGCGAUGGCUACAUUCCCCUGACCGAGGAGGGACGAGAGCUAAUCCUGUCCUUGUGGACACCUCAGCAAAAGCAGAUGCUGGCCGGGUACGGAGUCGAGGCGGACGACAUCCGGGCCGCGUACCACUGGCUGCAGGAGGAGCUUGAGCCGCUAAGGAUGCCACGUUUCGGACCGGUCGCAGACAGGGAGGAGGUGGUCUGGGAGCUUCUGCAACAGUGCGGGAUGGUGUCGAUGUUGCGGAACUUCUCCCUCAAGCCGGGAGGAUCCAGGAGCAGCCUCGCCACCUCCAGGGCUCGAAUUCUGAUCAUGAGCUCUGUGUCAGACGCCGAGUGCCUGUCCUCCUGUGAGGUCUUCCAGCUCAUGUUGCAGGCGCAACUGCGGGUGGAGUGCACCGUGGUCCAGCAUCGGCGGCAGAUGCUCAAGUGGAAGCCCUUCGCCUACUACCUGGUGGUGUUGCUCUUCCGCGGCAUCUUCUCGGACCCCGGCUUCGCGCGGUUGCUGUUGGCGGCCUUCAGCCCGCCCGGGCGCGCGCUGGAGGUUCUGACCCUCAUCGCCGACGUCCAGUUCGAGUUCCCGAGCUUCGAUCUCAACAGCACCCCGGAGCCCGACGAAGAUGCGGAAGAGGAGGCAGAUCGGCAACAGCUGCUGCAGGCUUAUCGAAGCCUUGUGACCGUCCUCGCGCUGCCUUUCUCGCCCUUGGCAUCUGAAGGUCUUCAGCAGAAGCAGGUCGCGGGGAUUGCCGACCGGAUGCACCGAUACAAGGAUCCGGCGGCUGCCGCUCCCCGUGAUGAAGCGGAUGACAACUUCACCCUCAAGCACCUUGAGGCCAUCGGCUGGACCGACAACAACAACGCGUCGCAGGUGACGAAUAACCCGGAGGACGAAACUCCCUUGCGACUGACCCUGAACGAAGGCUCGACCAAACUUUCCUUGUGA
Symbiodinium natans is the source of this 4338-nucleotide messenger RNA. Lineage: Eukaryota; Dinophyceae; Suessiales; Symbiodiniaceae. The record is from the annotation of a GenBank genome assembly.